GUUGAACAACGCGCCCAAGAACUUGUCACACGCGCUUGAGGAUUCCCAACUCACGCGAGCGAAGCCACAUAAAAACGCAUUUUCGUCGGUGAUUGCGUCGGAUCGAGAUUUUGUAUUUUCUGUACAGAACAAAUUUGGUGUUUUAUGUGUUUGUUUGACUUUUCAGUGAAGAUGAACUUGUUGGUAUUUUUGUCCAGUUGCGUGCUUUUGGUGUAUAGACAAUCUGCAACAGCCCACUUACUCGGAGAUGAGUGCAACAGCGACUGGGAAUGUAAAGAGGACAUCUCCGGGUCUAUAUGUCACAGGGGUCGCUGCUUGUGUCAACCGUUUUACGCAAGAGUCAAUCAAACAACGUGUUUGCAAUCGACUCUUCUUGGAUACGACUGCGUCGUGCCCGAGCAGUGCUCGCUCAAAGUAGCCAACAGUAGUUGUCUGGACGGAGCUUGUCGCUGUGUGGAUGGCUUCCUGCAGUUCCGGAAACACACUUGUCUGGGACCCGCGAGGCCGGGCAACGUUUGCUACAGCAACGCCCACUGCAGGCUAUGGACGGCGGACAGCCACUGCGACUUCCUGAUCCCAAACCUAUUUGGUCGGUGUCAGUGUAACUCACCCUUCAGACAGGUGGGUGAUUCCUGCGUCCGUUCGGCCUUCCAAACCAAAGCCACCACCACUACUACCACCACAGUCACCUCCUCAUCUCCACCACCAACCAAGGCUACGUCUGAUGAUGGUCCCGAAAUCGAGUCCAAUGUGAUCGUGGACAAUGUAACUCCCUAUACGCCGAUUCUGGUGAAGUCGACCUCUAAGGGGGUUAGAACGACGAUGAAAAUGAGACCUUCUAACCCAACUACCACCACCACUACUGAGUUGCCAAUGGUCCAAGAUGUGACAGCUACGCCUCUAGACGUCACUACAAGGAUUGCUGUAUCUAGCAGAACGACAGUGAUGGAGCCUUCUUCAACAGCAUCUCUUGACAUUAUCAUCCCCACUUCCACUUCAACUGUACCUCCCACUACGACAGGCAUCAGAACUCGCGUGGACCACGGUGAUGGUGCCGUGAGUUUGGGACUCCCCUGCGUGACCGAUUUACAGUGCAGAAUAGCAGAUCCUUCCUCUAAAUGCGUUGAGGGUGUUUGUGAUUGCAUGAUCAAGACCAAUGACACCCAAGCUUGUUCGGCCAGAAAUCGUGGAUGUAUUCCUGGAACUUUCCAGUGUCGCAGUACAGGAACCUGCAUCAGUUGGUUCUUCGUCUGUGACGGCAGAAAGGAUUGUAGCGAUGGAUCAGAUGAAGAUUGCUCGCCAGCGAAGUGUCCGGCAGAAUCUUUCAGCUGUAAAUCUUCCGGAAGAUGCAUCUCCAGAGCAAGCCGCUGCGACGGAUCUAAAGACUGUCCCUUCGGCGAGGACGAAGCGGAUUGCCAGGCUCUAGGAAAAAGAGGGUGUCCACCGGAUACAUUCCAGUGCGGCGACGGCAAAUGCCUUCCCGAGUACGAAUUCUGCAACGCCAUCAUCGGGUGCAGUGACGGAAGCGACGAGCCGGCCCACGUGUGCAAAGGAAGGGCGAGGAGGAGGAGGACGGAGUACUGUCCACUCAGAUGCGGAAACGGAAGGUGCAGAUCCAGCGCCAUAGCUUGUUCCGGUAGAGAUGGGUGCGGGGAUGGCACGGAUGAGAGUCGUUGUUCAGUUUGCAGGUGUCCUGUAGCGAACAGCCGAGGCUUAUAGUUACUUUUUAAUUUUUUUUUAUAAAAUGUACAAUGCCAAAAACUUUGUAAAUUGUUUUUAUUAUAAAAGAAAACAUACAUUUCGUAUUAUAUAGUUUAGUACUUAUUUCAUAGAUAUUACAUUAGUUAGAUGUUUGUAAUGCUCAAAGAACGUUUAAUUGUAUUUUAUAGAUAGAUU
Molecule: messenger RNA, 1896 nt
Organism: Anoplophora glabripennis (Asian longhorned beetle)
Lineage: Eukaryota; Metazoa; Arthropoda; Insecta; Coleoptera; Cerambycidae
Gene: ImpE1
Exons: 9
Coding region: 145-1719 (524 amino acids)
Molecular function (GO): protein binding
Source: RefSeq, a predicted model, not a curated record